UUUACGUUGUUUUGAAGAGAGCAUAAAAAACAUAUGUUUUCUGUAUUAAUAAAGUGAACGUAACAAAAUAAACACAAAACACUUGUAGAAUUCAAAUUUAUUCCAAACUUAGAUAGUAAAAUUUAGUGAUAAAGUGCCUUCGUGUCGAUUUUAUUUCAAAAAAGUUAAAAAAUGCGCCACUUGCUAUUGACAAUUACAUUGAUAGCUUCUACUGUAGCUCGAUUGGGGGAUGAUUUCCUUGUUGGCCGUAAACAGGUAAGUUAUAACACCAAAGAAUUGACGCCGGAUAAAUUUCUUGAACUUAGUCCACUUACCGAUGUAAAUCACCUUCGUGAUUCAGUGCGCGAGAUACUGAUUCCACGUGUUGUUGGCACUGACGGUCAUGAAAAGGUGAGAAAUUACAUUAAAAAGAGUUUGGAAGACUUGAAUUGGUCGGUGAAGUUACAUAAAUUUCACGACCAAGUUCCCAUAUUCGGAAAACUUCAUUUUCACAAUAUUAUUGCAUCUUUAAAUCCACAAGCGGAGCGCUUUUUGAUAUUAGCUUGUCAUUAUGAUAGCAAAUACAUGCCAGAUGUUGAAUUUCUUGGUGCAACUGAUUCUGCGGUACCGUGUGCAAUGUUGCUCAACUUAGCACACGUACUACGAAAAGAACUUGAGCCAUUCCGGAAUAAUCCGAAGUUAAGUUUAAUGUUGUUAUUUUUCGAUGGUGAAGAAGCUUUUAAAGAAUGGGGUCCACAUGAUUCAAUAUACGGAGCACGUCAUUUAGCUAAGAAAUGGGAGGCAGAAGGCUUUCUAGAUCGCAUCGAUAUGUUAGUGCUGUUAGAUUUAAUCGGUGCACCUGAUCCGAAAUUUUACAGUUUCUUUCAAAAUACUGAGAGCUGGUAUUCGAGACUAUUAUUAAUUGAAGAACGUCUUGCUGAAUCGAAUCUUUUAGAACGAUAUAGUACCAGUGGCGUUAUAAGACACAAUCCAAAUAGAUAUUUUCAACCAAAUGCAUUGCGAUCAUCAUUCAUUGAGGACGACCACAUACCGUUCUUAAGACGUGACGUACCAGUGUUACAUGUGAUACCUACUCCUUUCCCAUCAGUAUGGCAUACAAAGGAUGAUAAUGAAACAGUUAUUGAUUAUGCAACCACAGAAAAUAUAGCUAAAAUAAUACGUGUGUUUACAAUAGAAUAUCUGUUGGGUAUAUUAGAUAGUGAAAAAUAGUUGUAAAUUUUGUUAUAGUGUAGGAUAUUAAAUUCUUAAAUUAAUUUAUUAUUAAAGCUCUGAAACUAGAAACCUAUAUUAUAUGUUCUGAUAGCGUGUGUACUUAUAAAGUAAUUUAUUUCAGCUGCUAUUUGCCUAUCAAUAACUGCUUUUUCAAUACAUGUGAAUUAUCGUCUAAUUUUUUUAUCAUAACUGUAACAAUGUAUAUUUAUGCUUGUAAUUAUUUUUAAUGACGUAGGGUAUCUGAUAAUUAGUAAUUUGUUAUCAAUUAUAUGAGUUACUGAUUUGUUUCUGUAUUAAAAUUAAGCAAAUUACUUUUUUUAUUUCAUGCACAUUCUAAACAA
Messenger RNA from Teleopsis dalmanni, 1553 nucleotides. It is a transcript of the gene isoQC, whose product is annotated as glutaminyl-peptide cyclotransferase. The transcript has 2 exons. The record is from RefSeq and is a predicted model, not a curated record. Lineage: Eukaryota; Metazoa; Arthropoda; Insecta; Diptera; Diopsidae. The coding region runs from base 172 to 1209 and encodes 345 amino acids. Gene Ontology annotation, molecular function: glutaminyl-peptide cyclotransferase activity; zinc ion binding.